Molecule: messenger RNA, 6256 nt
Organism: Argiope bruennichi
Lineage: Eukaryota; Metazoa; Arthropoda; Arachnida; Araneae; Araneidae
Exons: 2
Coding region: 510-1394 (294 amino acids)
Source: RefSeq, a predicted model, not a curated record
AUUAGUUUUAUUUGCAUUUUUGUUUUUGAAGGAAAUACACUAAACUCUCCAAGUUGUUCUAUAAGCAAUGAUAUCUAAUUUCAUUCUGAAGCGGCCUCUAUGGAUCUCUUUAACCAAACUUUAACUUCUUGUUUCUUGAACUUUGUUGUACCUCUUGUUUUAGUUUAAAAAUUUAGAAACAUCACUAUUAACUGAAUGGCAUCGUUGGUACUUUUAAAGGAAGUGUAAAUUGAUUGAAAUUUCGCGUUUUUGUUCUUUUAUAUGUUGAUGAAUUUACUUACUAUCUACAUUUGGAAACAGGGGAUAACAUCCAUUGUUGCUGCAAGUCCCUUUCUCAUCUUAUCUCAUAUUGUUUACAUUUAAGUUCGGUUGACGCAGCUAUUUAGUCGAAGAGUAGAAUGCUCGUCAUUUAAUAACUACUAGUAUACUCAUACUCAUUUUUUUUUUAUAUUUCUUAAUAAAUCGGAAAAUGUCGAAAAGAGGAAACAUUUAUUUGACUUUUCUGAAAAAUGUUCUAUUUUAGUGUCAUGGCUUUUGGUGGUUGUGAAGGGGAGGAAAUGGAAGAGAAAUUGCGCCAUAAGAACAGCAGCUUAACUGAUAAAACAUUAAAUGAUAUUUCUUCUCAGGAUAAGCAAGAUUGUGUAAAUCUUGAGAAGAGUUUAGACGAGUUUAUUAAUAAUGGUGAUUCAUUGUCAUCCAGUGCAUCCAUGUCUGACUCGGAUUUGACUUCAACAGAUAGUGACGAUUCUCUUGCCCUUUCUGAAUCAGAAUCAAUUACGGAUGUGACACCUCUUAAUUCUCCUUAUUGUGACAGCCCUUUAUGCCAGAGCCGCCUAUCUGAAUACAAAUUAGAGGACAGAAGUGUAAACCCUACUCGAAAUCUUGAUAGUGGAAAGAAGUCAGAUGGAUGUGAUCCUCCGGAAGUCAAUAUUUUGAUGCAAGCAAUAGAAAAGUUAGAAAUUGAAGCUAAAAAGGGUGAACAACCUAAUCCCAGAGGCAGCUCCUCACGAAGACGUACUGUGUCUUGUGGUGGAGAAGAUGUUAAGAGAAUAGAUCAAGAAAAUCAACGUUUAUUUAAACGAGUCAUAGCUCAACAAAAUCGAAUGAGGGCCAUGUAUUCUUGUCCAAAUCAAUCAUGUUGGAAGAAUAUGAAACACCCAGACCUCGUUAAAAGUGACGGCGAUAUUUCUGUUUUGAAAAAAGGUGUUCAGUCUCCCAAAAAUGUAAAAGAUCCCACAAGGCAUUCUCAACGUCAGCAGAAGUGUUUAUCUCACCCAUCAUAUCUGUUUUCUUGUGGCCCUGUAUCAAGUAAGAGAGUGCCGAAUGAAGAUUCUGGUGAGAAAGAAGACAAAAUUUUGGAAAAUUCUGUGGCAUCUUCCACAUCUGCUAUAUAGAGAACUCAAAAUGAAGCUGAAACCACCAGAAAGGAAUUAAAUUUUAUUAAAAACAGCAUGUUUUGAUUGGUUGAAUGGCAAUGGAAAUUCUGUGAUAAAAGUAAUCUCAAUAUCUCUUAAUUUUCUCAUUGCUAUUUUUAUACUAGUAUAAAAAUGGGGAGGGGAAGGGGAUAGUGCUAAUCGUAAUAAGAAAAGAAAAAAAAAAUGUGAAUUAUUAUUUAUUCAUUCCAUCUUUUUACAUUUUGAAUAUCUUUUAAGUAAACAAGAAUCUGUUAAAUUUUUUAUCUAAGCUAUUUGAUAACUUUAUAUUAAUGUUUGUAUCUAUGUUUUAUUUAAUUUAUCUAUAUUUAAUAAGUUUUCUUUUGUUUUUGUUUUUUCUUACAAAUUAUAUAAUUUUUAAAUGAUAUUGAAUAACAAUAAAAUAAGUAUCACUAAAUACAAAAAUAUUUAAAAUAUUGGAUGUAACAUAUUUAUCUACUCUUUGCAAAAAAUAUAAUCUAUUUACAAUAGUUGUGUGUCCAAAUUUGGAAAUCAAAUAAUAUGCAUUUUAUUACACUUUUUAAGGUAUAAUUAAUAAGAUUUGGGCGACUAUAUACUUAUUUAGAAAAUGUGACAAUGAAAUCUUGUUGUUUCAGGGCAUUGAAAUUUGAUUCAUUUAUCAUUUAAAAAGAAUGAAUUAAAUGUUUGAAAUCCAUUUUUGUUGCUUUAAUAUUUUAUAUUCCGAGUUAAAAAAUGUAUGACAGAUUAUUAAUAUUGUUCGGUUGUACUUUAGAUUUAAUAUAUUUUACAACUUUUUCUGAUAAAAUUACUUAUCAAAUUAAGUUUGUAGCAGGAAUUUGAAUUUUCUAUUUCUCUAAUGAUAUUGCAAUUGCAUAUUUAAUGAUAUAGCUUAGCAAACCACUAGAACACUUUGUACCUCUUUGUCAGUGUCUCCUUUAGUGAUAGAUAAUAUUUUUUCUCUCGUUGUAUACAUAAAUGCAUUUAAAGAUGAGAAUUAGAUAAUUUCAGAUGAUAUCUAUUAUUUCACUUUUUCACAACACCUUAGAUUGAUAUUUACUAAGCCCAUAGUGAAAUCAUAUGCAUAAUUUUUUAUUUCUCUCAAUAUGAAAUGUAUUUUCCGCUUUUGAAAUGAAAAUCAUCAUUAAAAGUUAAUAUGCAGUUUUGAAGUAUAUAGAUAUAGUCUUAAUUUGCAUGUUGUGAUUGAGGGUAUAGCUUCAUUCGUAUAUUAAAAUAUACAUUGUGAUUGUACUUCUUAUGGACAUAAUUGUGUCAGUUGUAAAUGUGAAAAGUCAUGAAGAUGCAUCACUUUUAAUUGUUGGAUAUUUUAUUUCUGUGAUUAAUAUAUAAUUAACAGUUAUUUUCUUGAAAUAAACAUAGUUGAAUAAUUUUACCAUUAUUUACACUGAAAAUGAAAAUAUUUCCUAUUUAGCAGUGUUUGCAUACUGUAAUCAAUGCUGGAACACUUUGAUCUGAAUGAUAUUUUGGGGAUGGGUGAACUAGAAACAGAAUAAAGCAGAUGAUAAGGAGGGUAAGCCAGAGAUCGUUUCAAAAAAUAGAUAUAUGUAUAUUUUACAUUUAAAUAUUUAUUUUAUCUAGAUAUUAAAAUCACAAAAUAAUAACAGUGCUUAACUAACAGUUAUUACCUUCAUACUGUACACUUAUUCAAAAAUAAAAUAUAAAUUUUAACGUAAUUUGUACUGUUUUUCAAAAUAUGGAAAUGUUAAAGAAUUUUUUAAAAAAUUGUUAAUUUCAAGGCAAAAGUAAGAAAUGAUUCUGACAUGAGUAAGAAAUGACUCUGACUAGUUGGCGACUAAUCUCUCAAACAAAUGAGUGCAUUAGCUGGCAGUAAUAAAAACUUCAAACAAGUGGAAGGUCAUGGAGAAAGUAGAGGUAUAAUAAAUACUUUCAUGUGGAACACAGAGCGUUCUUUUCCCCUAUAUCUCUAAAGAUUGUUGUUGGCGAAUUUGGUGUUAUAAAUGAAUGAAUUAAAGCCAGAUAUGGUAAAUCUUAAUUUAUUUCCAUCUCCUAACUCAUCAAAAUAGACUCAUCUGCUAUCACACAGUUCUUACACCGUUUUUUAUUAUUGUAGAAAAAGCAAAUAUUUAGAAAUCUUUGUAUAGUAUAGUAUAAAAUGUUGACAGCUUGAAUUUUGUUAAUUUUUUUGUCUUAUAUCAAAUGUAAGUCAUACCAAGAGUAGAUUUAUUUGUUGAAAUUGUAUUCAAAAAUAUUUCUGGAUAUAUGAAAUAGAUAUCAGCAGAGCAGUAAUAAUUCUGAAUAUCAUAACUUUUUUGAAAAUCUUUUUUGUAGAAUUCCCUUAUUUGUUAUUUUUUGUAAGAUGGUUUUUAUUUAUGAGCCUUUUCUAACAAAAUUACAGUAUUACCCUGCUUUUAUGUUUCCUGUCUUUAACAUUUCCCCAUAGUUUACAAUUAUAUUGGCCAUUUCAUAUUAAGGAAUAGUCAAUGCAAGUUAUUUCCCUCAAUUUACAUUUCUCUCUGGUUUAUGCCAUUAUUCUUUUGAUGUCUUGAAAAGUAAAAAUGUGUGGUUAUAUUGUUUUUCUUUUGACUGGAUUGACUAUUUACUGUUUUCAAUAUAUUUAAAGAUAGUAAAAUGUUAUAUAUUGAAUUUCCUUGGUAUUUGGUGCAGAUUAUUCCCAAGAUUUAUUUAUAAGCAAUUGCUGCCCCACCCAAUUCCUCUAAGCAGGAGUUAGUCGUAUUAAAAACACAGCGUGCUAUUAAAUUGAGGGAAAAAAUUUAAGAAGUAAAAUUCAUAGUCAAGUGCCUUCAUGCAUCAGAAAUAAUGAUUCUUUCUCCUAAAACAAAUGGAAAUAUGGAAUAUUAUUAGAAAAUAACCAUGAAAUCACAUACUAGUUAUUUCUACUUUAUAAAUUGACUGUACAUGGAAUGAUUUUAAUGUUUAUGAAUUAUAGUUGUUGAAGAAAGUUUCUUAUUCAAAGGCUUUGUUUCAGAUAGUUUAGAAUAUUGUUAUAUAUUUAUAAAUAGCUUAUUAUUUUUUUUUAACAGAUAGUUUGUGCUUAGAGUUGCAUUGAAAAAUAUAUUAGUAAAUACAUCAUUUUUAAUGAGGCAAAAUAAGAUUCUUUAUAUUUUUCUAUGAAAGUGAUAAUUAAAGGUCUGCAAAUUAGAAUGCCUAAUCUUUAGAGUAUGUUUUUGUUAUAUAUCCAUUUCAUAUUUUUUUUUUUUUUUGUGUGUGUAGUACUUACAUCUGUAAAAGUAUUCUUUCAUUAUUUUUUUUUCUCAAUAGGGGAGACAAGGACUAGUUGUAACAGGAUAAUUUGUAACACACCUGUUAUACAGUGAUUUUUAAAAUUUUAGUCAGAAUUUUUGAUAACAUGAUUCUCAUGAUGGAUCAUAUUAUGUCAGCACAGUCAGUGUUCAGCUGAAACAAGCAGUGAAAGGUUGUGAACAUGUGUUCCAUUUUAACUUAAUGAGGGUAAAAAUAUUUUGUAAGUUUUGAUUUUAAGAUAAGUUGAAUUGAUCUCUUUAAAAAGUUUUUACUUGUUUAUUUUGUCUGUAUAUUGAAUUCUAAAAAGCUGCUUUAAUUUCUUUUACUAAUUGCAAUUUUUUUUAUAAAUCCACAAAGAUGUCCGGAAUUGUACUAUGGGACAAUUUGUUACUAACGAGAUUUAUCUUGAUGUAUGUUUGAUGUAUGUAACUCGACUUAGUCUUAAACAUUAACUUAAACAUAAACUUAGUUCUUAACAGCCUCUUCAAAGAUCAGAUCUUUCUCUAAGGAACAAUCUCAGAAAGAGUAAUAGAUGGUCACUUAAAAAUAUACUCCUAUUCUAACUAUCCCACCUGAAAAAGCAGCAACGAAAAAAGAAUACAGUGUCAUAAUUAAUCAAAAAUGAAAACAAGAGGAGCGAAGGAAAGGUUUAAGGAAAAUAAAUCCACGAGAAAGAAUAAAGGGGAAAGUGUGAAAAAGACGAUUUUGAAUUUGCACAGAUAUUCUGAAAACGCACAUGGUUUUGCUUAGCUUGUGAAGAUGCAUACAGCAACUCUGGCAAAAUAUUUAAUGACAGUAUAUCAUAUUAAUAUCCCAUUUUGAAGCAGCAUUAGUGUCACAUAAUUCUGAACAGAGUCAAAUGACAAAUGUAGCAUCUAAACUGGUGCUCCCUCUUCAGCCUUCUGUGCCUGACAAAUGUAAGGGCACUUGCCCCGAUAGAUUUAACAUUCACCAGAUUGGCCUACACCCCAGUUCUUUGGUAGAAUCUGUUUCAAAUGCAGUACCCUCUAACUCUAGAAUCUAAGGCUACUACAGCCCUAUGCAGACAAAGAAUUGUUGAUAGGUUGAAUAAUUUUACCAUUAUUUUACUGAUUUAAUGAUUAUGCGAAGUCAUAAUAGUUGUGUAAAGUCGUAUAUUUAUUUUAAGUUGUAAAUGAAUGAUAAUGAGUAAAUUAUUUUAAAUAUUGUUUUUUGUUACUAUUUGUCUCAUAUCUGUUACAAUUUGUCCCAUGCCUAAGGAAAUUGUAAUAAUUAAUAAGUUUUGAGAAAAUAUUUCUGAUGCCAAAAUCUACAAAAUUAAUGGAUUUUUCAAGCAUAUUAUUGAUAAAGAAUUAAGCUAAUCAAAGAAUCAUCACAUUUAAAAAUAUAAAAAAGUUCCAAAAAUUUUUUACAACUGGCAUUUGGCUUCAUAUAUUGUAUCAUGGUAUUUUAAACAAAUAUUUUAUUUUUAUUUAAUGUCAGAAACUAUUGGGACUGUUUGCAUUUUUAGUGUUGAAAAUUCUCUACAUAAAUAGGUCAACAGUAGAAAUUUUUGAUGCAGUAUAUGAAAACAAUGUGCCAUUGCAUUUGCAACCAUUGUGGCUUUUCAUAAUGUUUUUCUAUGUGCAAGGUAAUUUAUUAUA